AUGAAGGUGGAGCUCGUUGACUGCGGUGGAAAGGGUGGGAUCAGGCGUCGUACGCGCAGGGUGAUCAGCUCCGGGACUCCACACGGUGAUAGCAGGCGCUUUCACCAGCUCCUGCCCAAAGCACAGACCAGUCCGAUCCAGCCUGGCAUUGUUGGGUGGGGUGGUCGAUCCGAAUAUCUCCCCAGACCCGAGUGCUGCCUGUCUCCGGCACCGGACACGUUUUGGCGCCAAACUCAGGAGUAA
This is a messenger RNA of Auxenochlorella protothecoides, 243 nucleotides long. RefSeq lists its product as hypothetical. The transcript has a single exon. The coding region runs from base 1 to 243 and encodes 80 amino acids. NCBI's taxonomy places the organism in Eukaryota, Viridiplantae, Chlorophyta, Trebouxiophyceae, Chlorellales, Chlorellaceae. The record is from RefSeq and is a predicted model, not a curated record.